Messenger RNA from Nicrophorus vespilloides, 351 nucleotides. Its product is annotated as four-domain proteases inhibitor-like. The record is from RefSeq and is a predicted model, not a curated record. The coding region runs from base 1 to 351 and encodes 116 amino acids. The transcript has a single exon. Gene Ontology annotation, molecular function: protein binding; serine-type endopeptidase inhibitor activity. Lineage: Eukaryota; Metazoa; Arthropoda; Insecta; Coleoptera; Silphidae.
AUGAAGACUAUCGCAGUUCUACUCUCCGUCGUCGCGGUAGUUGUCGCCCUUCCGCCUUGCCCCUGUUUCUUAGCUUACAAGCCAGUCUGUGGAUCUAAUGGUCUUAUUUAUGGAAACGAGUGCGAAUUGAAGUGUGAACAGCGCACAGAUUCUGCCCUAACUUUGGCCUACCAUGGAGAAUGCCGCAAAGUUUGCCCCUGCACCAAGGAAUUCUAUCCAGUUUGCGGUACCGACGCAGUCACUUACAACAACCAUUGCCUGUUGCGAUGUGCAAGUGAAAACGACGCCUCUGUAUUAUUGAUGCACGAAGGUGCUUGCGAGAAGGACCAGAAGCCAGAAUCCACAGGGUAA